CACACACACACACACACACACACACACACACACACACACGCACACACACACCCACAGCCAACUCAGUUCCUCUUAAUAUGCCAGUGUUGGAGAUGUGUCAUUCAUCGCCGAGUGAGAUCGUGUUUGGUUCAGCAACAUUGAAGAGCAACUUCGAUUGUUUCCCUUUCUAGGACGAGUAGCGGAUUUUGAUCACCAAGCAUGGAAGAUGGUGUGAAGGGGGACCCGGCCCAGCCUAAAGAGGCCAGGUUCCUCAGCAAGGCCGGCUGGGUGAAGAAGGCCUCAGGCAGGGUGCUGGCUAUGUACAAGGACCGCUACGUCCACGUGGAGAAGUUCGAAGUGGUGGUGUAUGAAAACGAGGACUUAAAAACUUGCCUGCAGAGAUUAGACCUUGAAAACUUUGAGAAAUGCCUCGAGUUGAAGAGCUUCUUCAAGAAGAAGAACAGAUUCAUAUUGAUACGAGAACCCAAAUGUGCCAACAAGAUCCAGGACGUCAAGUUUCAAGCCCAGACUCCAGAGGAGAAGGACUCCUGGAUCAAGGCCUUGACUGAAGGCAUUAAUCGAGCCAAGAAUAAAAUCUUUGAUGAGGUCAAAGUUGAUGAAAGUAAUAACCUAGAUCAUGUGACACGGACGAGACCCAAGGGCAACCGAGGCCGGAGGCCACCAACCAGGAUCCAUAUAAAAGAGGUGGCCAACGACGAAAAGGAUGCUGGGUUUUCUGACGGCAACAAUUAUGAAAACAUUGAGAUCAAGGAACCUCCUAAAAAGUGCGAGACCCUUCCUAUGCCUCCAUCCAGUAACAGCAAUUCCACCGAGGAAAUGCAGUCAAGUUCCCCCGAACUGAAAGAGCCAGAGCCUGUGGUUGAACCGAAAAAAGUCUUUAAACCUCCCAUGCCUCCAUCAAAAGAUAUUAAAGAUAUUUUAGCCACUGAGAAUGGACCUUCCCCGGAGGCUGACCCAGAAAAGGUCCCAGGGCCGCCUAAGCCCCCCUCUAACGAGCUGAAGCCCAGUGUUUCCACUGCUGAGGAAGAAAUUGAAGACCUGUCCGAAGGUGAUCCUGUGCCCGGGGCUGAAGAACAGACGGAUCCAGCGGUCACCCCUCCGACCGAACCCAUGAGCAGCUCCACGCCUGCGCAGGAAUCCAGCCCUCCCACUAUACCUCCUAUAGACAAGAAGCCUGCUAAGGACCCAAAGACGGAGGGCUCGCCAUUGACGUCGGAAGGUCCAAGUGAUGAAAUCGUAGUCAAAGUGAGUGAGAUGGAUCAAUCCUCAUCCCUACCCACUGUCCAAAAGCCAGAGGUGGAAGAUAUGUCAACAAGUCCCACUGCCGAGGAACAUCCCAAAGUAUUAGAUGUAACACCUGAGCCAAUAUCAAACUCUACCCCAAGUGGUCCACUUAACGCCUCCAGCAGCAACAAGCCGCAGGUCCAAUGGCAAUCUGACCCCACAACUCUACCUACCCCGGACUCAGCUUCAUUAGAAACAACCAGGAAGGGCCCCAGCCCAAUACCACCCCUCAAGAAAAAGCCUUUAAAAAUGUUACCUCCAAAGACGCUCUCUCCUGCACAGCUGCCUCAGCCUGAAGAUCAACCGGCAGUGAGUGCUAUCCCCAUAGUCACUCAGGAGGAAGACAGCUCCUCCAGUGAAGCUGCACCUUCAGUCGGCUCGACCCACAUAGAAGACUCUCCCGAACCCACGACAGAGUCUCAAGAAGUUAUCCCAACCGUGGUUCUUACUCUGAGCGAACCGGAAGCACAGCGAGCGACAUCAGAGAGCAGCAUUUGCCACUCUGAGGGCGACAGUGUGGACUCUGGAAGCGAAGACACUUUGGCCUCCUCCACUUUUGCACUACAGGGAAGUCAAGUGGGUUUAGACUCUGUCUACGCGAGCGACGACGACAGUGAGGAUUACAACAACCCGGCGCAGAUCCGGGAUGCAGCUCCUCCGGGAACCAAGAUCUCUCAGUUGUCCUCAAGUGUGCAAAUAAACCUAAUCCGGGAAAAGCCUAAAGUCGGCCCUCGACCCCCUGUCCCACUCAGACCCAUUUUCAAAGCCAUGUCGGCCUCGGUUGGAGAUCUGCUGUCCAACAUUUCAGAGGAGACCCCAGACAGUGGGGAGGACCUCAAUGAGGUCAAAAACCUUGAGAGGGAAAUUGCUCUGGGGUUGGAGCAGACAAAGGAACUCCUCAGCAGCACAGCCCAGACACAGGGGGAGGGCCUCGGAAAAAACAUGCCAGAAGAUUUACUGGCAAAGGCCAUGGAGAAACUAAGGAUGGCGGAUCACUUUCUCAGGGAGGCUAAGACCUUUGAGGAGUCGAAACGUCCGAGCAGAAGCAACAGGAGCAGCUGGUGAAUGGUCACUAUGUAAAAAAGUACCGAUUUACUUUCUGAUUUCUUGUGGUAACCAGACGAUGUAAUGUCAUUGAAUGUCAUUCCCGAGCUGGUUGGUCAGCAUGGGGCUUGUGCCUUCUUAAGCGCAAUGGCUUCUCCUUCCCUUUCUAGGAAUGUUUCUUAGUCACUGGUCCAUUAUAUAUGGGGCACUUUUAAAAAAUCCAUCCCUAAUAGAGGGAAUCAUUUUAAAUGAUGAAUUAGCACUAAACUAGGUUUACAGAUACUAGAAAUUGCAGAUGACAAUUUUGGGAUAAUGUCAUCAAGCCUGGCCCCUCUGAAACAUAGUUUCCUUACAUAAUUAAUUAGUUAGUGAUCAGCUCAAAGUAGAUUCUGACCUGUUCACAUGUAAGAAAUCAACACACUUGUGUUAUAAAGAGAUUGUAUUACUAAUAUUUCGCUGCCACUGGCCAAAAAGCCAGCGACUGCCUUAUUUCCUGUCACCUACAAAAAGGAAAUGCCUUGGUUAAGGGCACACACCACACUCAUUUCAGAGGAAAUUAACAGGAAGAUAAGUUUCCUUUUUUGUGGCAGAAUUCUCGCACGUACAAUUGAGUUAAUUUAGUCUAUUUUAAUGCUUCACUUGUGCUUAUCUUUUGCUGUUGUGUUCGUUCUGUGACAAUUACACCCUGGCAGUUUGUUUCAAUGACUUGCCCAAUAAAGGCAAAAUAAGGUCUCUAAUCAUAGUGAUGACUUUGAGGUUGACUGAAUUGUUAUUAUUUACUCAUUGGUUGAAAAAAUCAGAUAUAUGUUAGGAUUAUCGCAGUAAACCAAGCAAGGUGGAGUAGAAGUAGACGGCAUGGCAUGCGUCACAUCGGUACCAGCGGUAACACUUUUGUAAGAAACACCCUUCUACAAAACAGAGUUCACACAGGAACUGACUCGCUUCCUGGAUCAACUAGUUGGACACAGGUAGUAUAAGGGAAAGUACUGCCUUAACAGAAGUCUGUUUUGACCUUCUAGGAUUUGAUGAUGUUGUUUAUAUUUUGGGUUUGUGUCAAUGGACUGUGAAUUUACAUCUGUCUUUUCAUUGUGUGUAUAUGUGUGUCUUGGUUAGUUUGUUCUGUGCGUAUUGAUUUCAGUUUUUCUGAGAGGGCACUGUGCUAUGUACAUUGCUUUACCAGGUGUAUUCGAAUUUGAUAUCGAAAAGUGUAUCGAGAAAGUGUUAAGAAUGUUGUUCUCAAAAGGGAAACAUGUGGUACCUAGGUGUAUGUGAAGGAUAAUGCCAAGAAUGGCUUGUUAAGGAUCUUAAUGAUAGAUUGAUUUGACUGCAAAAUCGUUUCCUGUGGAAGGUUGAUCGUGUAUGGGUUAAAAUAGUGCCAUACCACAUUGUACAUACCACAUUUUAAAUAAAUAAUUCCAUAUUAAGUUAUUAAUGAUUUGUCCACAACAGAUUCUAACCAAUGUUGCUGAAAGGCCUUGUUGAUAUUGUCUAGUGCUAACCCGGUAGGUUGCAGGUGUGUUGAUAGGCCUUUCUUGUCUUUGUCCGUUCUGGCAAUCUUUUAUAGUUCACCUUUGUCAUGCAAUAUAACACAAAUAUAUAAAUGAAAAUGAAAAUAAAUGUACACAUUUUAUUAACUGACAA
Molecule: messenger RNA, 3969 nt
Organism: Gadus morhua (Atlantic cod)
Lineage: Eukaryota; Metazoa; Chordata; Actinopteri; Gadiformes; Gadidae
Gene: plekho2
Product: pleckstrin homology domain containing, family O member 2
Exons: 7
Coding region: 199-2349 (716 amino acids)
Biological process (GO): macrophage apoptotic process
Source: RefSeq, a predicted model, not a curated record